GUGUCCUGUGGCGACUCAUCUUGACGUGUAAACACUCUCUGAUGAAGCUAAGUUAGCGAGUAGCUCCCGUGUUCAGCUCCACCUCUCUGCUUUCCUCUCUGCUCACCGAGCCUCAACCAUCUGUGUCCUGUCGGUGUGUGUGAACAUGGAGGAGCCGUGCUGUGCGUCCUGUGUGCGGCCGCUGGUGUCUACAGAGCUCUCCUCCUCCUCCCCCCCACAGGUCUCCUCUCGUUAGCAUCCUCACCGUCCAGCAGCAGUGAUGCACAGGGAGGGGGACGAGGCGCAGGACGACUGCGGCUCCCGGGAGGAGUGGACCCUGCUCUUCUGGACCUCUCUGGCCGUCAUCGUCCCGGUCGUCAUCACGCUGUGGUGCAGCACCCAGCGCUCCAAGCGGAGGACGCACAUGAAGGAUUUCUUCCGCAAGAGCAAGCACGGCUGGCACUACACCGACCUGUUCACCAAGCCCACCUACUGCUGCGUCUGCUCCCAGCACAUCCUGCACGGGGCUUUCUGCGACUGCUGCGGCGUGUGCGCCGACGACCAGUGCCUGCGCCGGGCCGACCGGAGCCUGCCCUGCAAGGAGAUCAUGGGCCCCUGCAGCCCCGACGGAGCCAUGGAGCACCGCUGGGUCCGCGGAAAUGUGCCCCUCGCCAGUUACUGUGCUGCGUGCAAACAGCAGUGUGGAACCCAGCCGAAGCUCUGCGACUUCAGGUGUGUGUGGUGUCAGACCACGGUGCACGACGACUGCAUGGACAGCCUGGCGGAGACAGACCUGUGUGACCUGGGCGAGUUUCACAGCCUGAUCAUCCCUCCUCACUACCUCCUCUGUGUCAACAAACUCCGCCGCAGGCAGCCCGAGGAGUACAGCAAGCUGGCGUCUUCCUGCGGCAGUGGCUGGACUCCAGUGUUGGUCUUGGCUAACACACGUAGCGGUAACAACAUGGGGGAAGCUCUGCUGGGAGAAUUUCGCUCCAUCCUUAACCCAGUGCAGGUGUUUGACCUUUCUGAGCUGAGUCCUUCUAAAGCCCUCCAGUUGUGCACCCUACUGCCCCCCGGCAGCGUCCGGGUGCUGGUGGCUGGAGGUGAUGGCACGGUGGGCUGGGUGCUGGAUGCCAUCGAUACCAUGAAGCUAAAGGGCCAAGACCAGUUUGUCCCAAGGGUGACCAUCCUGCCCCUGGGGACAGGAAAUGACCUUUCCAACACUCUGGGCUGGGGCGCUGGGUAUGCUGGAGAGAUUCCGGUGGAACAGGUUCUCCGUAACAUCCUUGAUGCGGAGGUGGUCAAAAUGGACAGAUGGAAAGUGCAGGUGGCUUCAAAAGUCCUCUAUUUUCGUAAACCAAAGGUUCUGUCCAUGAACAACUACUUCUCUGUGGGGCCCGACGCUCUGAUGGCUCUAAACUUUCACACACACCGGGAGAAAACACCGUCCUUCUUCUCCAGCCGCAUCAUCAACAAGGCCGUAUAUUUCCUGUACGGCACCAAAGAUUGUUUAGUGCAGGAAUGUAAGGAUCUGGAUAAGAGGAUUGAGUUGGAGCUGGAUGGGGAGAGGGUGGCGCUGCCCAGUCUGGAGGGCAUCAUAGUCUGUAACAUUGGCUACUGGGGUGGAGGCUGCAGACUCUGGGAGGGUAUGGGGGAUGAACCCUGCCCACCCACAAGAUUGGAUGAUGGCCUGCUGGAGGUGGUGGGUGUCUUUGGCUCCUUCCAUUGUGCUCAGAUCCAGGUCAAGCUGGCCAACCCUGUGCGGCUGGGACAAGCCCACACUGUCAGGCUGGUUCUCAAGAGCUCCAAGAUGCCCAUGCAGGUGGAUGGAGAGCCUUGGGCCCAGGGCCCCUGCACCAUCACCAUCACCCAUAAGACCCAGGCCCUCAUGCUGUAUCACAGCAGCGAGCAGACGGACGAUGACGACGACGAAUCCAGCACCUCCGAGGCAGAGAGCCCCACCCCUCACGACUCGCCCCGGCCUACAGGGCCAGCCUCCGCUCGUGCAUGACCCACACCGAACCUCACGUGAUCUGAAGCUCUUCUUAUCUUAAGUUUUUGUCUUCUGUCUUCAGCCCAGUUUGUAUUAAUCCCUCUUCUGCAAGGGCACUUGAUUGACCCCCUCUAAGAUCUUUGAAAAAGCUUUAUCCUCGAAUCAUGUCGAUGAGAAUAGAUGUUGUAAGUUUCCUGUGUCGUCAUUUCCGAUCUUUUCAGAGAGAUUGCAGGUUUUUGAAAGAUUUCUUUGUAAGUGGGCUGGUGCGAGUUAUUUUUCAGUUCCAUCCACACUCCAUUUAUCCUGUAACCCAGAGCUCAGGCAGUUCCUCUCCACAGGGGCAGUCAGUAGGAGGUGAAUGUUACGGAGAAAGAUUGCCAUUUAUUUGCACUGAUCCCUUGUGCCAUAGAUAUGUAUAGUCAGCUAUACUCUAUUUAUUAUACUGUAUUUACCAUUGAAUGCCCAGUGCAGUACUGCAGGUAUCAGUAAGCCAUUUUUAACAACUUAUCCAGGUUGAAUUGACAAAUCCCCCUCAAAGCCAUGUCUAAUUCAUCAGCAGCUGGUGGUCAUAUAGGAGACAGCAGUACUGUUAUGUGGAGGAUUUGCUGGAAGUAGCCUACAUGCAAGUUAUUGUACAUUAAUCAUAUUUUGUUACACAAAAAAAGCACAAACAACACAGUGUUCUAGUGGGUGAUGAGUAAAACAUCUGUUAAAUUUGACUGACAGUCAAUGUUUUUUAGUGUGUCCUGCAUUUGUCACCCUGGGUAAGGCUUUGAAAUGUGUCUGCAGGAUAAGUUUUUAAAUCCGGAACAAUGGCUCUGUUCCACCUGUAAUGUGUCAAUCACUGGACAUCCAUCUUGGUUUGUUUACUUCAUGAUGCACUGUCUCAAGAAGCUCUCACCAAACUGCUGGAUUACACUUCAGUCUUCAAACUAUAUCUCGCUUACCUGUAAGAGCCACAGCAAACAGGCCGACUUGUUGGGGUUUAUUUUGAAAGUACUGCCAAGUAACUACUGUUCAGAGGAUCCUCUUUGCCUCCAUGUAAAAGCUUCUCCGCCUGUUGACAUACUGUAUUAUGUUUUUAUAUCUGACACUGAUAAAUACCUUACACUGCUUAGAACGUAGGCACAUACAUGAAACCAUACUGCUGACCUUAUGUUUCUGCCGAUAGUGAUAACUGCUGAUGAGAUUAUGCUGUGUCAUGUUGUUUUACAUUAUUCAAGUCACACUCUUGUAUUUCAUUAUUUGUGUUUUUACCAAGUAGUCACCACAAGGUGGUGGGUUAUUAAAAAAAAAUAUAUAGAGAUUAGAGUUGAGUUUUAGAAUCAAACCUUUACGCUUCACUAUUAUUACACUGUUUGUAGGGCUGCACAAUAUAUCUAAAAUUCGCAAUAUCAACAUGCGCGAUAUACGUAUUGCAAAAGACUUGAACUGCGAUAAAUGGUGUUCCAUGUGUUCAUGCGUUCAUGCUCGCUCUCAGACUCAGCUGACGUCUAUGACUCGCUACAGUUUCAUCGUUGAUAGGUUUGAAAUGACCCACAAUAUCAACACUGAUCACCACAUACAGAUCAAUACUUUUCUUCAAUUCGGUUGGCUGUGCGCACAGCGGAUGAUAGAGACACAGAGAGGAGCAGUAAAUUACUGACUGAGCCGUUAACAACUCUAAAUAAUUUUUUUGGACGUUCCAAACAUGUAUGAAAAGACCCCAAAUGAUCCCUGUAAGGACUUAGUGGAGCUGUGCAUGGCUGUGGCCAGCCUGUGCACCCUCUCCCUCGGGCUGUGGAGCCGUAGCCAGGUGGAAUGGAAAUAAUGCUUUUCAUUUUUUUCAGUGUCUGCAUAGGCUAUUCACUGUAUGGGGUCUAUGUUAGCAGCGAACCCAAAGCAGAAAGACUUUUUAUUGCAAGUCAUGUUUUCCUAAUAUCGUGCAGCCCUACUUGUUUGUACUUUUCUGGGUUGUUCACAUGACAUAGCUUUUCUUGUUAAGUUUUAUUGUUGCAUCUGUCCUGUAUUCCACAUAAUGUGUGGUUCAGUUUGUAAAACAGCCGUCCUGUAAGGAAAAUAAUUUUGCCAUUCAAGGUGAUCCUGUUUUUUGCAGAAUGCCUGUUGCUCACAGCCAUAUGAGAAAUGUUUCAGUAUAAUUUUUGUUUGUGUUUCUCAAGAACCUGGAGCCAACCUGCUGCUCAUUGGGCUGAACAGGGAUCAGUUAUUAGCCGCGUGAUGCCUAUGCUUUUGGAAUAUGCACCUCUUUAGCAGGUAACCAAGUCCUGGUUCAUCCCCCUCAGUUUGUUUGGUGAAUGUCUUCUCGCUCACAGACACCAGUUGGACCUCUUACCUGAUCAUCCAUGUUUACCAGACAUGCUUGUGAUGUGUUAUGUUGCUCAAAUGUAACUGGGGUUUAUUGGCAGGUUUUUAGCCACACCAGCAGCAUGGCUCUAGCUGGAAACACUGUUUUAGAGUGAAAUAUCGCAAUAACUGCAGGACCAAGAGUGAGCACUAAUAUCUAUACUUAAAUUCAAACAAUCUGGAUGUAAGUAUAGAUAUUGGUGGUCCUUGGAAAUCGAAUCCUUAUGAUGUUUGAUUUUUCUUUUCAAACACUUUUCAAACACGGUUCACGAUACUUCAGAACUACUAUCCACAUUUCUCAGUCUCAGCUGUAGUGUGACACUGAUGCUAGAUAGCAUACUAACAAUGCUAAAUAUUAGCAUAGUACAUCCAUACUUUGCACAUGUCACAUGACACACGUGACAGCGACAUGCUAAUCGUCCAGCUUUCAGCUCAAAUCAGAGUUGGGCCUAAAUACUGUGGUUCAUAAAGUACAGCUUAAAAUUGCGGGUAUAAUUUAUGAUUUUUGUGUAAUGUGAAAUGGGUUGUAAUGGUUAUUAACCUGAAUAGAAUUAUCGCUAACUUUAAAGUUCCCCUCAGAUUUAUAGAGAGCUUUAUUAUCCUUCCCACAAUUUAGCUGUUUUGGUUAAAUCUCACCACUCUCAAUAAUCUUUUGUUUCCAGCAGCAGCAGACGCUGUUGUACAUAAAAAAGCUCUGAUACACCCGCUGUACACCCAUGCCUCAAACACAGAGUAGCUGGUCAGCGCCUGGCUUUGUGCGAGCUCAGUAGCUAAAGAGCAAGGAGGUGGUGGAGACCAAAACAUAGUUAAAGUGUGGUGGAUAUUUGUUAGAUAUCCAGAAACGGGACUUCAAAUCAUUGCCAAUACCACUGAUAGUGCACAUGCUCUUUGUUUGCUAACAUAUUUUCAUAUCACCUUUAAUGUGUGUGGAGUAGGAAGCCAAUAGAACAACUGAACAACACAGCUUUGAGCUGAUGAAUGAUGACCCUUUUGGAUUUAAGUAAUAACAUGGCCUUCUCUCUGGCACUGGCAGAAUUUAUUAGCAGCAACAUCAACAGCACCAUCCAACACAUGUGUUUUCUGAUCCAUAAUGAUGACACCAAGGGUUGCUAGUGUGGCUAAUAACUGUCUGUUUAAUAUUAUUUGUUAAAACUCAGUAAAACUGUGUCAUAUACAGUUGGGCUUCUGCAUUCAAAAGUCAGUUGUUACUCAUAUUUUGCUUUGUUGUGCAUAGCAAAAUGUGUUCAUUAUUGUUAAAAGCUUUGUGCAUGAUUUAGGGGGAUCUAUUGGCUGAAAUGAAAUAUAACAUUCACAACUAUGUUUUCUGUAGUGUAAAAAUCCCCUGAAAGAAAUUGUUGCCUAUGCCCUCACCAAUAGAUGCCACUAAAUCCUGCUCUAUGAACCUUUAAAUAUUUGAAUGUUUACUUUGUUACUGUCAAAAUAUCUAAAAUAAGAGAAUCUACAGUCUGAUGAGAAUGUGUAGAAAACAUUUCAUGAUUUCAUAUGUUCUAUGACAUGGUCUUAAGAAGCGUGAUGUGGCCUCUACUAAACACAGAUGAAAAUCCAGAGACACUGUCUGGGAAAUGAGAAGCUUUUAUUGGUAACAAUCGUGUCAAUCCAGCUGUUUACAAAGAUGGUAUAAGAGGGUUUACUGAAUUUGCUAAAUCACAGAUUUUGAACUGAAUGUAAUGAAGCAGUCUUUUGAGUUUGAAGACAUUCUCUUAAAUAUUUUCAUAUAUAAGCCAUGUGUGUCUGUGUUUUCAUUAAAUCAGAUUCAAAACCA
Hippoglossus stenolepis (Pacific halibut) is the source of this 6098-nucleotide messenger RNA. RefSeq names its product diacylglycerol kinase, epsilon (gene dgke). Lineage: Eukaryota; Metazoa; Chordata; Actinopteri; Pleuronectiformes; Pleuronectidae. Bases 260 to 1990 code for a protein of 576 amino acids. The record is from RefSeq and is a predicted model, not a curated record. The transcript has 11 exons. Gene Ontology annotation, molecular function: ATP-dependent diacylglycerol kinase activity.